AUGUUUAAGGCGGCAAAACAAUUGGUGGUUAUGUCUCGGUUCUUGGAACCUGGUUGGCAAGCUACUCUGGACAUGCUUGAGCAGGUUUCGGGGAUGACGCUCUGUGAACUGCCCUCUUUGUGGGGUUUUCAUUGUUGUGAGUGUUGCUUGAAGUUGUAA
Molecule: messenger RNA, 159 nt
Organism: Fusarium redolens
Lineage: Eukaryota; Fungi; Ascomycota; Sordariomycetes; Hypocreales; Nectriaceae
Exons: 1
Coding region: 1-159 (52 amino acids)
Source: RefSeq, a predicted model, not a curated record